Molecule: messenger RNA, 1143 nt
Organism: Mesocestoides corti
Lineage: Eukaryota; Metazoa; Platyhelminthes; Cestoda; Cyclophyllidea; Mesocestoididae
Source: the annotation of a GenBank genome assembly
AUGAGCCGUCGUGAGUCCAGGCAGACGUGCACACAUUCGACCACUGACAUUGCAAUUCAAGCGACAGACGACGCCUCCGAAUCGGAGAAGGAGCCUCAGAAGCAGGAGGAGGUCUACGACUUCAAUUCGCCCUUCCUCUUUAGCGACAUGGUGCUCCUAGUUGAAGACGAAAAACUCCACUGUCAUCGGGCCAUCCUCUCGCUUUAUUCGCCUGUCUUCAAGGCCAUGUUCCAAUCGCGCUUCGAGGAGACUUCAGCCAAUCAGGUCUCUCUCCCCAAGGACGAAGCUGCGACCGUUCGAGAAUUGCUGCGCCACCUCUACACACCUGGAGGCUGCGAUAUGGACAGUGCAGCCGCACAGCGACUUCUCCCGCUCAUUCAUCGCUUCCAGAUUGAGUCUCUGAUCACGACGGCGGAGCGAACCAUGACAUUCAGCAUGACCGAUUCAAUGGCACCGAAGAUGCUGGCGUUGGCAGAUCUCUACCAGCUGAAUCACCUCAAACAGGCCGCCAUCGACGCCUGCACACGCCUUGACAUGAAUCGCAUGACAGAGGCCCUCGAAGAGACGCCUCUCUCGCCUGAGCUAAAGGCCACCAUUUUCGGAAAACGAGUCUGCCUUCUGGAGAAAGCGAUCUCCGAUAUCGAACGCAGCUUCAGCCAAUCGUGUAUUCGAAUGGAGAGCAAACUGGAGCGGGUUUUCACGAACCACUGUCAGCUACACAAUAAGCCCCUCUCCAACACCACCGUGCCCAUCAGCUUCCAGCUCAACAAUUCCGGCCGUGGCGACGCCGAUCGCCUAGUCAUUCGACCUGUGACUGGGUCCAGUGACAACGGCCAGGCCGCGCCCGAUGCCAGUCGAUUGGCGACGGCGGCAGCGGCGACGCCGCGUCUGACCACACGCAUCCUCCAGUCGCCAGGGGCGACGCGUUCCGCUGAGGUGGAUGCCUCGGCCAGUCAGGAGGACGCGGCUGGCGAGGCCUCCGCUGUGACAACCGCGGUUGUGGAGGUUCCGGCCAUCUGCGAGGGCUGCGUCGACCGCAUCUCCAUGCACAUCAAGGAGAUCUGCCGACGCGCCCUUCACAAGGCGCACUUCGUGCCCUACAAACCGCCUGCCACUGCGCUGGCCAACACACCGCCAACCUAG